AUGGACGAUUACCUCUUCAAGGCACACGUUGAUUCGUGCAAGACGGUCCAAGAAAAGACCAGCGGCCUUGAGAUCAUUACGUAUUCCGGCACAUUUUCCCCUCCGCCUCCUCGGUAUGGAGUGAAACCGACAGGAACUCUGCGUCUCGUCGUUCAGAAGGAAGCGUGUCAUCCAGAUACGUUCAGUCCUCAGGUCAUUUCGUUAGAUGCCAAGCAUUAUGAGCAGAUGGUCCGAAAGUUCAACUUGCCUACUAGAGCUAUCGAGGGCACGAGCGUUGUAGGGCCUUUCUUUUGGUCAUUUGUAGACCAUUCGUCGAAGGAUCCGAGACUACACAUCCUCUUCCGUAAAUCAGAUACCCGAAAACAAGGAAAGACAGAAGGCUGGGAAGUAGUCCUGUCUCAUUGCUUUUCUACCCGAAUGACGACUGGGUUCGUCAAGGGUACGUCAACGUCGCACAGCAAGAAGGCCAUUGACGAUCUCAUACAAUGUGCCACGCAAACCGACCACCCCCUUAUUCUCCCACUCAUACUACUUUCGUACGGUCUCGGGUUAGAACGCGAUCAACAGCUGCGCGAUACACGGGAAUGGGUACGGCGUCUUGAACAAUCUAUAUCGCAGCGCGUAGAGGCUCAAGAAGACGGCAGCAGUACGGGCACCACCGCCGGGGUUAAGGAGAGCAUGGCCGACAUCGAGGACACGAAUCGCGCGCUUGUCGAAUGCCAUGCGCGGAUGUUGCGAAGGCGGCCGCAAGAUUGGCUUGAGAUCAUCUCAGGUAUGGAGGAUGCGAUGUCGUUGUUUAGGACGAGGGUCAUGCCAGAGACGUGGACUCCGGAGCUCGAAGCGACCCAUUCUAGCAUUAACGGAAGGUUGGCAUUCUAUCGAACGAAGUUGAGGGCAAUUGAGGGUUACGUACAUACGACCAUUGAGCGGCUCAGUAUCCAGAGGAACGCUUUGACAAAUGUAAUGGCACAUCGGGAAUCCAUAGUAAACCUCCAGAUGGUCGCAAUGAUCACGGACCAGCGGCGGAUCGCCCAGGCAAGCAAAAAGGACGGCAACGCCCUGAAGCGUCUAUCAAUGAUGGGUGCGGUAUUUCUUCCCGGUACCUUUGUCGCAUCUCUAUUCAGCAUGGUUUUCUUCAACUUUCAUGCCAGCGACUCCGAAGGCAGGGCACGCAUCGACGUGGCGCCUCAGUUAUGGAUUUAUUUUGUCGUUACGGCCCCGUUGACCUUGGCCGUGGUGUUGUUUAUGUGGUUGUGGGAUCGCAAACGCGAGAGACGGGCGAAGAAAGCCACAAAUGCUCUUGAAGCAGGGGUUAUGGGUAUGGAAAAAGAUGUCAUGCUGCAGCUCCGCCGGCAGAGAGUGGAAGACCGUUGUUGA
This is a messenger RNA of Scedosporium apiospermum, 1377 nucleotides long. RefSeq lists its product as uncharacterized. The record is from RefSeq and is a predicted model, not a curated record. The coding region runs from base 1 to 1377 and encodes 458 amino acids. The transcript has 6 exons. NCBI's taxonomy places the organism in Eukaryota, Fungi, Ascomycota, Sordariomycetes, Microascales, Microascaceae.